This is a messenger RNA of Grus americana (Whooping crane), 2656 nucleotides long. Its product is annotated as class I histocompatibility antigen, F10 alpha chain-like. The transcript is spliced from 9 exons. NCBI's taxonomy places the organism in Eukaryota, Metazoa, Chordata, Aves, Gruiformes, Gruidae. Bases 1 to 1332 code for a protein of 443 amino acids. Gene Ontology annotation, cellular component: external side of plasma membrane. The record is from RefSeq and is a predicted model, not a curated record. Gene Ontology annotation, biological process: immune response.
AUGGCGAAGUGGUGGGGAGCUGCUACAGACCACCUGAUGGGAACUGAGCACAAGACGAGGCCUUUUCCAGACAGCUGGAAGAAGCGUCACACUUGCCAGCCCCAAUCCUCCCAGGAGACGGGAUCUGCCCGGCGCCCGGUGACGUCCGAAGCGUCUCGGGCUGCCAUUGGCGGACGGGCUCUGGCGGAGCCAAUCGCGGGGCGAGGCGGGUCCUGGGGCGGGUCUUGGGUCGGCGCGAGGCUCGUGGGGCCGGUGCGGGCGCGGUGCCGGAGCGGAGCGGAGCGAUGGGGCCGGGCGCUGUGGCUGGGGCUGCUGCUGGGGGUCCUCGGCGGGGCAGCGAGCGAGCUCCAUUCCCUGCAGUACUUCCACAUUGGGGUGUCAGAGCCCAGCCCGGGGGUGCCCCAGUUCGUGUCCGUGGGGUACGUGGACGGGAACCUCAUUUCACGCUACGACAGCGAGACGGGGAGGACGGUGCCUGGGGCGGACUGGAUGAGGGACAACCUGGAUCAGCAGUACUGGGACGGGCAGACCCAGAUUGCACAGAGCAAUCAGCAGGUUAACCGUGUGAACCUGGACACAGCGCGGGACCGCUACAACCAGAGCGGGGGGGCUCACACGCUGCAGCGCAUGUACGGCUGUGACCUCCUGGAGGAUGGUAGCACCAGGGGGUAUUGGCAGGACGCCUACGUCGGGAGGGACUUCAUCGCCUUUGACAUGGACACGAUGACGUUCACUGCGGCGGACGCAGCAGCGCAAAUCACCAAGAGGAAGUGGGAAGCGGACGGGACUGUCGCUGAGCGAUGGAAGCACUACCUGCAGAACACCUGCGUUGAGUGGCUGAGGAAAUACGUGAGCUACGGGCAGGCCGUGCUGGAGAAGAAAGAGCGCCCCACGGUCCGAGUGUCGGGGCAGGAGACCCCCGGGAUCCUGACCUUGCACUGCCGCGCUUACGGCUUCUACCCGCGGCCCAUCACCGUCAGCUGGCUGAAGGACGGCGAGGUCAGGGACCACGAGACCGAGCGGGGCAGCAUCACGCCCAACAGCAACGGCACCUACUACACCUGGGCCUCCAUCACGGCCCGCCCGGAGGAGAAGGACAAGUACCGGUGCCGCGUGGAGCACGCCAGCCUGCCCGAGCCCGGGCUUUUUGCGUGGGAGUCGGAGUCCAACCUGUUGGCCAUCGUGUUGGGCGUGAUUGUUGCCAUCCUGGCUGUCAUCGCCAUCAUCGCUGGAGUCGUCAUUUUGAAGCAGAGAUCGGGGAAGAAGGGCUACGGCAUGGCGUCAAGCACGGACAGGGGUGCUGGCAGCUCGGCCCAAGUGAUGAACGCCUAACCGCUCCACGAGGGACUGGGGGGCUGGAUGCGGCCCCCUGCCCUCUCACCGGCUGGACACAGAGGUGCUGGAGGCGGCUGGGAGCUGCCCGCAGAGAGCUGGUCACGCUGCGCCUGCCCACCCCGAUACACUGGGGGCUCUUCUGGCUGGGUGAACUGCCUUCUUUACAAUACUUUUAAAAUCCUGGUGCCUGGGCUGCUCUGGCAGCCUUGGGUCGAGGGCUGAGCUGGUUUUAUGUGGGAUAGAGCUGAUUUUCUUCACAGCAGCCCAGCAUGGUGAGGUGUUUAGGAUUGCAUUGGGUCUGGCUGAGAUGGAGUUAAUUUUCCUCAUAUUAGCCCAGUUUCAGCUGAGAGGGUUAAUCGUCUUCAUAGUCAGUAGCAUGGGGCUAUGGUUUGGAUUUGUGCCGGAAGCAGUGUUGAUAACAGAGAGACGUGUUUGUUAUCUGGAGCUGUUGUUGUUGAGCAGUGCUUCCCCAGAGCCAAGGCCUUUGCUGGUUCUGGCACGGCCCCGCCAGCGGGAUGGCUGGGGGUGCCCAAGGAGUUGGGAGGGGACACAGCCAGGACAGCUGACCCCAUGGACCAAAGGGAUAUUCCAUCCCAUAUGAUGUCAUGCUCAGUUUAUAAGGGGCUGGGGGAAGGGGAAGGUGAGGAGAUGGCUGUAUUCACAGUGAUGGCGUUUGUCUUCCCAAGUAACCGUUGCGCGUGACAGAGCCCUGCUUUCCUGGAGAGGGCUGAACAGCUGCCUGCAAUGGGAAGUGGUGAAUGAAUUCCUUGCUUUGCUUUGCUUGUGCACGCAGCUUUUGCUUUAGCUAUUAAAUUGUCUUUAUCUCAACCUAUGAGUUUUCUCACUUUUACUCUUCCAAUUCUCUCCCCCAUCCCGAUGGGGGGGAGUGAGCGAGUGGCUGCGCGGUGCUCAGCUGCUGGCUGGGGUAAAACCCCGACAGUCCUUUUUGGCACCCAUUGUGGGGCUCGAAGGGUUCAAGAUAAUGACAGAUUUGAUUGGAAUAUGCUACAUUGAAUUUAUAGUUCUUGCUCUUUAGCUGUUAAUUGGCAGCUUCCUGUGCUUGCCCUGGGCCUUGCUUGCCUUACUGUAUGUUACAGGCUAGUGCUCGUUAGUGGCUGCUUUUUGCUUUUGCUGCUCGCCGUACUGCUUAUCACCUUACCGUGCUGUUCCUGGGAACAUUUUGAUAACAGCAAUGGCAACGUACCCGGGCUGGCAGGUGCCCAGGGCAACGCUGCUGUUCCUGUGCUGUUUGUUAUAACUUUUGCCAAGCCGCUAUCUUUUGUAGUUGCGCGGAGUUUUAAGUAAAUUUGUGAUGUUUGAA